ACGCGUCGCCUCGUCCUUUGACAUCAGCAACGGCUGCAUCCUCACUGGGACCCAGAGACACAAAGGCUUGUUGUGUAACUAACUGAGGGCUUUACUGGUUCACUGGUUGCAGUGGGGAAAUACGCAUUAAGGUUGUUUUUUUUGCAGUUUGUGUGGUUACGUUCAUUAAGACAUUCCUGAACGGAUUGGGACGACAGAGAUUCGAGGGCUUUACAUAAUAAAGUACACGCUUUUCACGUGAAAUGCCCCUUUAAAAGCGGGCUCCCUUCGGCCACAAUAAGGCACAUCGUAAACUAGAGGACUGGGUGGAGUGAAAAGUCUGUGACAGCUGCGCUUUAUAGUGUCAAUACGACUUCAGGAUGGUCUCGUCUUACCCUUUACCGGAGGGCUUCUCCGACUUUGAUGUGUUCUCCCUAGGAUCGUGUCUGCUUGUGGAGGGUCUGCUGGGCUUCUUUUUAAAUGCGGUGACAAUCGUUGCUUUCCUCAAAGUGAGAGAGCUGAGGACCCCAAGCAAUUUCCUAGUGUUCAGCUUAGCGAUGGCUGAUAUGGGCAUCUCUAUGAAUGCCACCAUCGCCGCUUUCUCCAGCUUCCUGAGGUACUGGCCUUAUGGCUCUCAAGGAUGCCAGACUCAUGGCUUCCAUGGCUUCGUGACAGCUCUCGCCAGCCUCCACUUCAUAGCCGCCAUCGCCUGGGACAGAUACCACCAGUACUGCACAAGGACAAAACUGCAGUGGAGCAGCGCCAUCACUCUGGCUGUAUUUAUCUGGCUCUUCUCUGCCUUUUGGUCUGCCAUGCCCCUCAUUGGCUGGGGAGAGUAUGACUACGAGCCCCUUAGGACAUGCUGCACUCUGGACUACAGCAAGGGAGACAGAAACUAUGUGUCCUACUUGAUCCCCAUGGCCAUCUUCAAUAUGGCCAUCCAGGUGGUUGUUGUCAUGUCCUCUUACCAGUCCAUUGCACAGAAAUUCAAGAAGACUGGAAACCCCAGGUUCAACCCCAACACUCCUCUUAAGACUUUGCUGUUCUGCUGGUGCCCCUAUGGCAUCCUGUCUUUGUACGCCGCUGUGGAGAACGCCAACCUGGUGUCCCCCAAGCUCAGGAUGAUGGCUCCUAUCCUGGCUAAGACCUCUCCCACCUUCAAUGUCUUCCUGUACGCUUUGGGAAAUGAGAACUACAGAGGAGGCAUCUGGCAGUUCCUCACUGGGGAAAAGAUUGAUGUGCCUCAAAUUGAGAACAAGUCCAAAUAAACUAAGCAUGAAUAAUUACACAUACUUAGUGUCCUUGUGGCUUCUCUAGAUACCUAGAUGUUUCUGUCUGUGGGUAGUGUGCAUGCGUUGUGUCUUAAACAGUGGUAGUCAUGGUCCCUGAUAAACAUCUGCCCUGAAUUUGCUGUCAUUUGUUUCUGCAGUUGUGUUUUGUAAAGGAUUUUGUCAACUGAAAAAGUGAAUUGCCAUAUUGUUAAAAGUUAACAAAAUGUUCAAACACUUCCUCUUGGAAGGGACUACUAAGCGCAGCAGUAUUUAAUUGUACCACGUAAAUGCAACCAAAAACAUUGGACUUGACCACUUCUGUAACAGAUUUUUUUGUUUUCUUGAGUCAAUGGGAAAUGUCUCUCAUUAACUAGGGGGAUGAAUUUUAUUUGAGUUUACCCUAAGAAAUGCUUUCUGUAAACAGACAUCAUUCAAGAUGCCCAAAUAUUCUAUUAGUUUCAAGGUUGAUUUAACAGUCCUACAAAGAAAGUAAUGUAACAGCUAACAGAGGAUUCAUGUCACAGAGUGUAUGACUUCCAUGUGUGCAUGCCACUCUUGUCAUGUUCUGUACAGUCAUGUGUGACCUCUGUAUCCAGAGUCCUUCACUAAUCCUCUAAACAAGAGGACCAUUCUUCAAUACACAACCCCCACGACAAGUUAGAGAUUAGUGGGUGGCUGUAGAUUAACUGGACGCCCUUCUCACCAGCAGAUUUGCAUAUUAAAUAAAGAUAAAAGUCUGUAUGACAUUUAAAUAGAGAAAUAAGAGAAGUAAGAAUUAUUUAUUGGUAUUUACUAACAUAAUUUAAGUGGUAUAUUCCUGGUUUAGAUUAGGCUUUAAAAUGUAAAGCCUAAUCUAGUGUCUGACUAAGAUACUAUGUAAUUUAUCUAUUUAACUUGUGCAAAUCAUAAUAAGAAAAAAAGACAAUACAAAUGUUGUGUUUUCACAUUCAUAAUAAACCUUACCUUAAAAAUGGCAUUACUUUGAAAUUUCUUUAAAAAUGUAUUGUCUAACCACAGCUUUGUUAUCAAAUAACCAAUAUUCUUACAGUAAGUUUCAAAAAGCAAGUAGUAGCCUCUCAUGGUAUUUGUUUUAUUGUAGCAUAUGAUUUUAGUAUAUAACAGCAUAAUAAGGAAUGUUAUCAACAUACCACACACUUUAUCAGACUUGGGGUCAAAGUGGAGUGUGUUUUUUUUAGUUGAUCUAAAAAGGUGGACACCUUUUAAACAUAGGAUA
Perca flavescens (yellow perch) is the source of this 2484-nucleotide messenger RNA. RefSeq names its product retinal G protein coupled receptor a (gene rgra). Gene Ontology annotation, biological process: G protein-coupled receptor signaling pathway; phototransduction; visual perception. The coding region runs from base 360 to 1247 and encodes 295 amino acids. The record is from RefSeq and is a predicted model, not a curated record. Gene Ontology annotation, molecular function: G protein-coupled receptor activity. Gene Ontology annotation, cellular component: membrane. NCBI's taxonomy places the organism in Eukaryota, Metazoa, Chordata, Actinopteri, Perciformes, Percidae. The transcript has 7 exons.